CGCGCGCGCCCGAGCCUCGGCGUUGUACUACUCGCGGCGCAGGCAGCAAACAAAAAAGUGGCAAAAGUUAGUCCUCGCUCUUCUCCUCGACAGGCUGCAUUAAUGCGGGGAGAACUUUUCUCGUGACUUUAGUGAAAGCGAGCGGAGACGCCGGUUUUGAGAGACGACACGGAGACAAACCUGCGGCAUUCUUUUUUUUUUUUUUUUGUGUGUGUGGAAAAGUUACUGUUCGUCUGCGGCACCCCGCUGGGUUUAAAGUUCAGCUAACAGCAGCCUCACGGGCUACUAGCAGGUUGGUUAGCUCCGUAACUCAUUAGCGUGCUCGCAAUGGCAGCUGUGUGCCAGCCACGACGCGCCUUGGUGGAAAUACCUGCACCGCAGCCGAAAAUUGCAGCUCGUAUGAGAAGGUCCUACUUGGAGAUUCUCAGUGCUCGUUUGGCCCCAUCUCCACUUACAAGGGGCAGAAACACAGCGACAAAUAAGCGUGUACAGUCAUUGGACCUGUCCAUCGGCGGGGUGUGGAGGGGACGGCUGGAGGAGCAGUGCGAGAAGAUGGACGACCACCCGACGCCGCUGUCCAAACAGCAGAUCGUGCAGCUGAUCAGGUCCCUCAUCUUGGUUGAACAGAGUCAAGAGCCCAGGAUCGUGGCUUCAGACCUGAAGUAUCUUCAGGAAGACCUGCAGCUAAAGAAGGCAAACGUUUAUAGAUCCAUACCUUACUCGCGCUUCGGCUCCAACAGAGAUGCCCACUGCUACAGAAAGGCAUAUCCUCACCUGGUGGCUUUCAAAGUUUCGUGUCAGGAGUGGGGCCAAGUUCUGCUGGAGAACAAAGAGUGGGAAGCCGCGUUGGAGCACUCGCUGAUGGCGUGGCGAUACGCCGGCGAUCUGCCGCAGUGGGACACCGCCAACCACAACGCUCUCCGGGAACAGUGUUACGGCAUUCUGGCGGCGCACAGUCUCGCCGCCCUCCAGCACUACCGCCCUGACCCCAGCAGAGGUCUGGAACUGCUGAAGAGGUUGAAGAUGGCUCAGCUGCAUAGCCAGUCCAUUGUUCCCUGCAUUCAGGCGUUGGAGAGGAUUAUGGGAUGCGCCGAUGACUCACCUAUGGAUACAAAAUAAAAACAAGAAGACUUCUAAAGACCUGCGCGCACCCCAGUGGGGAGUGCGCUUCAGAAAUGACCUAAAUGAUUUGUGUGGUAAUGGGCCAAAAGCGUUUUACAGGGUAGCGUUUGUUUAGGAGAACCACUGCAGUAUUAUUCUAAUGGACACAGUAGCAAGUGUAAAAUCAGUCAGUGCCACAAAAGGGUAACCAAAGCCGCCUCCUGUAUGGUUGAAGAUGAAAUCAAAACGUAUUUAAUCACAUGGCAUUUUAACAUCUCCUGAGACGUGUCCCAUCAAAGGGAGUUGUUGCAUGACGUUCCUCCAACGGGGGGACAAAAUGAAAUCAAAUUCUAAAUGUGGUGGACAUUCAGAGUAAUGUCACAUUCACUUGGUGCUGGCAGAAAUAUAAUUAAAAAGUGUAUAUUUUUAGGAUGUGGUAUAGUUUGUGUCCUGUGUGAAACGGCCUUUCUCAUUGCUUUAUAUGGGUAUGUACAUACGUUCUUGUUACAAUACUUGAAAGUUUGGCCUUUGUCUUGCGUUUGACUGUUGUCUGUUUUAUACUUGUCCUGUGUGUUUAUGUGUAUAUAGAAAAUGAUCAGUCAUUGAUUGCACUGUUGCCGUUUGUCCUGAAAACUUGAAGAUUUUGAUAAAAUAGAGCCCUAAUUUAAAUAAAGUGCUAACUUUAAACUGCA
Messenger RNA from Mugil cephalus (flathead mullet), 1793 nucleotides. RefSeq lists its product as uncharacterized. The record is from RefSeq and is a predicted model, not a curated record. Gene Ontology annotation, cellular component: nucleus. NCBI's taxonomy places the organism in Eukaryota, Metazoa, Chordata, Actinopteri, Mugiliformes, Mugilidae. The coding region runs from base 328 to 1119 and encodes 263 amino acids. The transcript has 6 exons. Gene Ontology annotation, biological process: proteasome localization; nuclear protein quality control by the ubiquitin-proteasome system.